AGGACAGAUGAGCUGGUUUCCAGACCAGUCCCGACAGCCCCGAACCUCAAGAAAAGCGAGGAUGAUUACUCUAGCUCGGAAAGUGCUUUGUCAGUACUGCUGAAGGUCUCCAUGUUUCAAAGCACACAAGCCUAUCAGUGGCCUGACCCUGAACAUUUCAUCUCUGUGUGUUCCCAGCAGGGGCCUCGCGAGGCCGUUUCUAAGGGCCCUUCAGUUCUAAGGCACAAGAGGGGGCCACCAGUGGGUGAGACCCCCACACCCAUCCCCAGCCUGAAUCACUAGGAUUCUGUAGAGAGAAACAUCCGGGGUUUGACUUGCUUAAGAACCAUGGGAUGGCCCCAGCCAUGCAGGGAAGGAGCCGGGUGUCCCCCGUGAGAGACCAGCCUGAGGUCCCCCACUCCCCUCGUAUUCAGUGUAGCAGCACCAUGCCCUUUGGGCCCCCAGAGAGGAAGGACCAGAGUGAGCUGAGCCCCUGACAACGCCCCCUGCCCCGUGCCAUGGUUUCAGCACUGGUGGGUGCUGACUAGGAGUCAGACCCAUCCCUCUGCCAUCUCCCCGGACAUCAGAGAACCCACAUCCUCGAGAGAGGAGGCCCGGGAGAGGAGCAGCGGCUCUUCAGGGGGGCCAGAGCCCUCGGACCUCUGAGAGGGGGCUUGAGGAGGAGGGAGUGCAAUCCAGACAGGACCUGGAGCUGGGCCACGCAGGGCCAGGUUUGGGGAAAGCUGAUUGGCCAGAGCACCGUGUCUGAAGGGAAACAAGGCUGGAAAGGCCGACUGGAACCCGAUCGGGAAGGGCCUUCCAUGCCAUUUCCUUUCCCUGCUCCUAAGUCCCUUUCGGCCUGGUCUCCUGGCCAUCGGCCAACAGGCCGAUGGCUUUUAACUGUUAUCCCAUGUCCGUCCGUAGCCUGUAAGUGAAGGCACAGAACUAGAAUGGAGAAUGUCAGCUAAAAAUAUACUAUCAACAAGCAUUUAUUAAGCACCUAGUCUAUAAGCACUGAGGAUACAGAAAAAGGGCAAAAACCCAUCAUCGCUCGCCCUCGAAGAGCUCACGUUCUGAUGACAACAAAUCAAUUAUCAGAUGCACAAAGGGCCCCGAAGGAAGGCAGCCCGAGAGGGGAAGGAUCAGCGGGCCAGGGCACGGGGAGAAGCCUCCUGCAGAAGGCGAGGCUGGAGUUGAGUCUUGAAGGAAACUAGGAGGCCUGGGUGAGGAAGGAGGUAUCCCAGGCAGGGGGGACAGCCCGUGCAAAGGCAAGGAGGUGGGAAAUGCAGCAAGAAAGCUGUGGGAGCUGGAUGGCUGCGGAUGCAGGAGGAGUAUGUGGACAGGUAGGAGAAUGUGUAAGGUUAGAAAGGAAAGAAAGACUAGUCAUGAAGCAUUUUAAAGGUCCUUGGCUCAGAAGACUUCUGUGUUGGAAGGCCACUGGGCCUUGGACUUUGAUCCACAUGGGCUGGCUCUGGGUCCUCCCUCUGCCCAAGAAUAUGAGCUGGGGGCUGGGGGGGUGGAUUAAAGAGAGCCUUCUUUGAAUGGGUCAGCCGUUGAUAUAUAAAGGAAGUGACCUGUCCAGCCCCAGAGGCAGCAGCUGUGUCUGCAGAAAGCCUCUGCAGAGUCAGCCACUCUCCUCCUCCCCAGCCCCCAUGACGAGCAGAGCCCGGGGCUGAACCAGUGGGUCAAGGCUGAAGAAUGGUGUGAGUUUAUGUGAAACCAGGUCACUUUGGAUGAGUUUUGCGCUUGCCCUCGGUCCCUGCUCGGAGAGCUCACGGGCUGGGAGAGAUGGGGUGCCCCUGCCAGCCUGGGCACCGAGAAAGAGCCGUAGAUGAUACAUCGGCCCUAUGGGAGUUGCAAAAAAGAGCCCUGGAAGUGCUCAGCAACAAAUACGGGCGAUGCUACAGGGGGUGGGAGCGAGGGCAGAGUCCGGGGCUUAUCAGGAUUCUGCCUGUGAGUCAUCAGUGGGCUGUCAGAGCCAAGAAAGCAAAGGUUGGCUGGGAGGAGGAGGGACUCUCCCCUCCGGCCAGGCGGCAGGUGUUCCGCCCUGGGCACCCCAGAGAAGGGGGGGCACGCCCGAAGGGAGGGGCACCAGGGGGUGCUUUCUCCUGGAACAGGUGUCUCAGCUGAAGGGACGGCGGUGUCUGGCCUGGAGAAGAGGAGGCUGGGGAAGGAGGGGAAGCCCUGAGAGAGGCCCUGGAGAGCUUUCGUGGAGAGGGGGAUGUUCUGUUCUCCCGGCCCCAGAGCUAGAACUGAAAGCAGAACUUCCCCAUGCAGAGCGCUCUCUCCAAAGUGGACAGAUGGCGGUUCCUCCCCCGGGGUCUCCCAGCAGAAGCUCGGGGAGGCUGCAUUAUCAGGUGUCCUAGGACCAGGGGCCAUUUCUCUGGAAGGGCCUUCGUCCCUGCCGUGGCUGGUUCUGUCUCCUCUGGCCCCGCUAGACAGCACUGUCCUCGGCAAGAAAGGGGACAGCCGAUUCCUCCUCUUGGCCCCCAGAGCCGAGCAGGGCUUUGCCACGAAUUUGCUGAAUUAGCACCAUCCUGGCCAGAAAAACCGGAAAAAGCUUUUUGGGCAGAACGUCCCUCCCCCGUGCCCUGGGAAUCCCCCGGCCGGACGACGGGAUAUCCAGGAGGAAGUGUCCCACUGCCAACCCACACAAAGCACGGGGCAGCUGUGGUCAGCCAGGCCUUGGCCAGAGCUGCGCCCGCCCCCGCCCAGCCCCCGCCAUGGCUUUGUGCCUGAAGCAGGUGUUCAACAAGGACAAGACGUUCAGGCCCCGGAAGCGCUUCGAGCCGGGCACCGAGCGCUUCGAGCUCUACAAGAAGGCGCAGGCCUCCCUGAAGUCGGGCCUGGACCUGCGGGCCGUGGUGCGGCUGCCGCCCGGGGAGAGCAUCAACGACUGGCUGGCCGUGCACGUGGUGGACUUCUUCAACCGCAUCAACCUCAUCUACGGCACCAUGGGCGAGUGCUGCUCGGAGGCCAGCUGCCCCGUGAUGUCGGGCGGCCCGCGCUACGAGUACCGCUGGCAGGAUGAGCAGCAGUACCGCCGGCCCGCCAAGCUGCCCGCCCCCCGCUACAUGGCGCUGCUCAUGGACUGGAUCGAGGGGCUCAUCAACAACGAGGCCGUCUUCCCCACCCAAGUGGGAGUCCCCUUCCCCAAGAACUUCCAGCAGGUGUGCACCAAGAUCCUGACCCGCCUUUUCCGAGUCUUCGUCCACGUCUACAUCCACCAUUUUGAUGGCAUCAUCGCGAUGGGGGCCGAGGCUCACGUCAACACGUGCUACAAGCAUUUCUACUACUUUAUCCAGGAGUUCAGCCUCGUGGACCACCGGGAGCUAGAGCCACUGAGAGAAAUGACCGAGAGGAUCUGUCACUGAGCCCCCAAGCGCCCAGGGAAGAUGCUGACCUUUGGCCUGGAGUGUCCUGGACUUUGGUGGGGAAAAGGCCAUCGCCCCCAUGACUGUGGCCACGGAGAGACCCAAGCCGCUCUCCUCCUCUGGGGCCCCUCCCCGAGGCCCCCAAUUACCAGAGCUUCUUUUCUAGAGUCCACCCCCACCUUCCUGCUGGAAGGAGGUCGGGAAGGAAUCGGAAGAAAGGCCGAAAAGGGACACUUCAGAAACUGCUGGGAGGGAGGGUGUCACGAAGCUGAAGUUUCCUUCAGGAGACCCCCCUCACCUUCCCCCUGAGCCAGACAAGGCCCCAGAGCGGCCGCAGGGAGGCUGACGUUGGGUAGGAUUAGAACCAGAAAUUCUUGGGCCGGAACUAAGAGGGCCCCGAACAGCAUCCUGUGAGAUCACCUGCCUUCAAGGCUCUGUUGGUGAAAUCAAGGCAUUUAUUAAGUGCUUGUGGUGUGCCAAGGACAGAGCUGGGGGCUGAGGGUGUCUGGCUGACCGGUUCCCCUGUGUGCUUGUGUAUCCCUGUGUGACUCCCCGACCCCGUGCAUCAGAGCCGAGGGCCUCGUGCACACGGGCCAGUGAGGGAACAACAUUUCACCACUUUGGGGGCCCCCAUUCCUUCCCCAGGGAGGACCCUCAGGAUUUAGGAUUAAGAGGUAGCUCAGUGGACAACUGGGACCCUGAUCCUGACCCCCCGAAGGCCUCCCACGCAAUGCUGAUUCCUACAGGAGUCACCUCCUCCAUCCUCUGGAUCCAAGCCCUUCCUGUGACGGGUGGAGGUCCUGCUGCUCGUUCAGGGCCCGUCCCUCCCCCACCUCCAGAAGGCAUUUUUGGGGAUCAAUCACAGGCCUUGCUUGCGUGUAACGAGACCUGCUGCUGCUUUUCGGCAAGGUGGAAGCCAUCCCCCGGGAGCCCUUGCCCAAAGCCACUCUCCGGCUGUCAGGACAGCCCUCGAGAAGCUCUUUGGACUGAAGAGACCGCUCUUGGGUUCUUCCCCAAAGCUGGAGCAGAUCCAGCCUCUUCUGGCAGCCCUUCUGGGGCUCUAAGGGGGCUCUAAGCCUGAAACUGAAGGGAUACCAGUGAGAGGAACGCGCAGGAAGGAUGGAGGAUGGAGGAAGGAGGAAGGAGGAAGGAGGAAGGAUGUUGGAUGUUUCCUCCCGUGUCCUCCCUCUCAGUCAUUCCGGGCUUUCAUGCCCAUGCUUCCUUCACUCAGUGAAGACCUAGGGUCUCAAAGGAGGAGAAUGGGAGAGGUCUUUUUGGGGGGAGGGGAGAUUUGUUUUCUAUUAUAACAUGACUUUUAUAGGAAUAUUCUCAAAAUUGGGGGAUGGGAGAGAAUCCCGAGCUCCCCCCGCUGCCAUCCAACUCCAUGCUCAAACGGGUGCCACUGAAUCCUGCAGCCACUCGCCUCUGAAGCCCCCCUGCCCCCAUCUCUGAGCCAAAGCUUGCCAGGGGGGUGGGGGUGAGACAGAGGAAGCCAGCCCCUGCCCGCAGGAAGCUUCCAGCCUUCGUUUCUCAGAAUGCAGGCUCUCCUUUGCCAACUCACCUUGUCAAUUCUGAUGGAAGCUUGGCCGGGGCCAGAGCCGAGCCAUUCUGAACCAAGUGUGGGGGAGCGCCCCCCACCCCCUGAGACCUGAGCCUCAUUGACUGUUGCCAUUCCCAGGAACACUUCAUUCUGAAAGCAUGGAAGGUGUGGGGGAAAGUGAGGGAGGGGGGAGGGCAGCAAGCUACGGUCUGAGUCUGGAGGGGAUUCUGGGAAGCCUCGGCUUCUCCGCCCCCUACCUCACCCCGGCACCCAGUGAUCAAUCAGUGAUUGGAAUCUCCCUGUGCUGGGCUCACUGCUGAUCCACUGGGAAGGGGAAAUUAUUUUUUAAGUAAAGGGAAAGAGUGGAUUGUUUUUAUUUUAAACAAAGAAAAAUAAAGAAGAAAGAGGCCUUUGUCUGGCCAGAUGGGC
Antechinus flavipes (yellow-footed antechinus) is the source of this 5322-nucleotide messenger RNA. RefSeq names its product MOB kinase activator 3C (gene MOB3C). Gene Ontology annotation, biological process: positive regulation of protein phosphorylation; signal transduction. The record is from RefSeq and is a predicted model, not a curated record. Bases 2703 to 3353 code for a protein of 216 amino acids. Gene Ontology annotation, molecular function: protein kinase activator activity. NCBI's taxonomy places the organism in Eukaryota, Metazoa, Chordata, Mammalia, Dasyuromorphia, Dasyuridae. Gene Ontology annotation, cellular component: nucleus; cytoplasm. The transcript is spliced from 5 exons.